CAGACGCGCUCCGUCGCGCUCAUGUCUCGAGCCGUUCUCCGUACAUUACUAUGACCAUAUGCGUGCCAAGUUGACUCGCGUCGCCUGCGCGUCGACGACAGCGUUGCGUACCAGAGGAAAACAUGGACGAGUCGUCUUUGCUGGAUCUGCUGGAGUGUUCUGUGUGUCUGGAGCGGCUGGACACCAGCGCCAAAGUGCUGCCCUGUCAGCACACCUUCUGCCGCCGCUGCCUGGAGAACAUCGUGAGCUCCAGACACGAGCUGCGCUGCCCGGAGUGCCGCAUCCUGGUGGACUGCGCGGUCGACGAUCUGCCUGCGAACAUCCUGCUGGUGCGUCUCCUGGACGGGAUUAAACAGCGCCCGCGGAACGGAGGAGGGAGAGCGGCGCUGGCGGGGUGCGCGGCCGGUGUGUCGGCUUCGCCCGCGGGGACAGCGGUGCGGGAUCUGCCCGUCACCACGCGGAGCUCCCCGGUCAAGAACGUUCCUCAGCUGCCGUGUGGAAAAGCGCUUUACAGCUACGAGGGCAAAGAAGCGGGCGACCUGAAGUUCAACAAAGGCGAUAUCAUCAUCCUGCGGCGGAAGGUGGACGAGAACUGGUUCCACGGCGAGCUCAACGGCAGCCACGGCUUCCUUCCAGCCAGUUACAUCCAGUGCAUCCGACCGCUGUCCCAGACGCCGCCGCAGGGGAAAGCGCUCUACGACUUCGAGGUCAAAGACAAAGACCAGGACAAAGACUGCCUGACCUUCACUAAGGACGAGAUUCUCACCGUCAUUCGAAGAGUGGAUGAUAACUGGGCAGAAGGCAUGCUGGGAGAUAAGAUCGGGAUUUUUCCUAUCUUAUAUGUGGAGCUGAAUGAAACGGCGAAGCAGCUGAUGGAGAUGGACAAACCGUCCGCGAGCGCAGAAGCCGUCAGCUGUAAUGGGAACGGUGCGCACAGACACGCCGAGGGGAAGAAGAACGCCAAGAAGCGUCACUCGUUCACAGCGCUCAGCGUGACGCAGCGCUCGGCCCAGGUGCUGGGAAACAACCGGCACUCGAUGGAGAUCAGUGCACCUGUGCUCAUCAGCUCCUCGGACCCCCGCGCCGCUGCUCGCAUCGCAGACUGCCCUCACCUGUCCUCCAGCGCACCUGCCACACAGGACUCUUCAAUCACAGCAAACGCAGGAGUUUCAGUUCCGCCGCGCAUCACGUCAACAACCGGAGAGCUGCUCGCCGCCGCUAAAGUCCAGCUGCCUCUCAACAUAUAUCUGGCCAUGUACGCUUACAAACCGCAGAAGGCGGAUGAGCUGGAGCUGCGGAAGGGAGAGAUGUACCGUGUGAUGGAGAAGUGUCAGGACGGCUGGUUCAAAGGCACGUCGCUGCGCUCCGGAGCGUCUGGAGUUUUCCCAGGAAACUACGUCACGCCCAUCUCCAGGGUGUUUUUCAGACAGCAGAUGCAAAGGCUCAUGGUUAACCGCGAACAUCUGAUGAUUAUAAAGAACAGACUCACGGAGAUCCAAAUUGUGUGUGUGUGUUUUGUGUGUGUUUGGUUCGCCGUGGGUCAGACGCGCUCAUGCCUCUCUGGAGCGGCUCAGGCUCAGGCUCCUGGAUCCCCGGGCUCCGCCGGUCCCUCCAGUCCGGUCCUGCUGGCGUCUGCGUCCCGCUCCAGCACACCGCUCAGCAGCCCGUCGUCUCCGCAGCUGCAUCUGAAGAACUGCCUGCGCAUGUGCAGCCAGCAGACGGUCAAUCAGGCGCGCUCCGCCUUACAGCUCGUCCACAGUCCCCCGGCGAGCAGCAGCAGUCCAUCUCGUUCCCCGGCACGGGCCCCGUCUCAUGCCGCCUCCACUCGACCCCUGAGGCCCCUGAGCUCCGUCGCCGCCGCCAUCACGCCUCCGAACACCAGCGCGGUGCAUCUGAACAGAGCGGAGCCGUCCUCACCUGCACACGCAGACGCAGCUCUGCACAAACUCGAGGACAAGAAGCUGGAGAAGAAAGAGAAGAAGAGCAGCGGUCUCCUCAAGCUUCUCUCCGGAGCCGCAGCAAAAAGGAAGUCUCGCUCUCCGCCGUCCGUGUCUCCGACGCACGAGCCGUCCGCUCACAGCCGAGCCGGAUCCUGCCCCAUCGAGAGCGAGAUGCAGGGUGCGAUGGGAAUGGAGCCGCUGCACAGAAAGUCCGGAUCGCUGGACCUCAACUUCUCCGUGUCUCCGCCUGCGCGACAGCCCUGCUCCUCCUCGCCGCUCGCCGUCCGGCCCGAGCCCAAGCCUCUGUCCCGAGAGAGGUACCGUGUGGUUGUGCCGUACCCCCCGCAGAGUGAAGCAGAGAUCGAGCUGAAGGAGGGAGACAUCGUGUUUGUGCACAAGAAGAGAGAAGACGGCUGGUUCAAAGGCACUCUCCAGCGCACCGGCCGGACAGGCCUGUUCCCCAGCAGCUUCGUGGAGAGCUUCUAGAAGAUCAGAACCAGCCAACAAGCUCCAAACGAGCAUCUCUACUGCCAUCGUCCUCCUCACACAUCCGUCAGGAGGCCUUUCACAAGACAGAUCCAGCUCAGAUAGUGUCUUCAUCUCCAUCAGAUCCUGACAGAAGCUCAGAGACGCUGGGAAAUGAUUCCUUCAAACCGGUUCAUCCUCAGAUUCCCGUGCGAGAUCUCGUGUUUUAUUCCCGUCUUAAAUCAGCAGAUCUGAAUGAUGACGACACGACGAGGAUGUUAUUUAUCGCUUAUGAUAAGAUGUGAAUGUAGGGAGUGAUGAAUCUCACAGAACCUGAAAAAACCAAGAGUGGCAUAUUUCACACCAAAAUCAAGAGAGAAAAAAAGAAUGAAAAUAAAAAAUAUAAAUACAUAACAAUAACGAACUUAAUUAUAUUUUGCAUAAAGCAAUUAAUUUUUUUUUUUUUGCAUAAUUUUUUUAUUAUUUGCCCACUAGAUUCUCAUUACUAGUGGAAAAAAAAAAAUUCAUGAUAUAUUAUUUAAAUGGUAAAAUAUUAAUGCAGCAUGUUAGUAUCAAUGUAGUAGUGCCUUUAUGCUCAUUCAAAUAUAUAUAAAAAUGCAUUACAGGAAUUACACUAAUGAGAGUUCAGGGUUAAAUGUGUGUAAUUGUGAAAAUAACGUCACUACAGUGAUUCACAAUAUUACCAUUUUUACAGUAUUCUUGAUCAAAGAAAUGCAGCCUUCGUAUAUUAAAUUUUUUUCUUUCUUUUA
Messenger RNA from Cyprinus carpio (common carp), 3175 nucleotides. Its product is annotated as E3 ubiquitin-protein ligase SH3RF3-like. The record is from RefSeq and is a predicted model, not a curated record. The transcript has 11 exons. Gene Ontology annotation, molecular function: metal ion binding; protein binding. NCBI's taxonomy places the organism in Eukaryota, Metazoa, Chordata, Actinopteri, Cypriniformes, Cyprinidae. The coding region runs from base 123 to 2426 and encodes 767 amino acids.